Molecule: messenger RNA, 441 nt
Organism: Galendromus occidentalis (western predatory mite)
Lineage: Eukaryota; Metazoa; Arthropoda; Arachnida; Mesostigmata; Phytoseiidae
Product: cuticle protein 16.5
Exons: 1
Coding region: 1-441 (146 amino acids)
Source: RefSeq, a predicted model, not a curated record
AUGUUCAAGUUCGUCGCUCUCGCCGCCGCCGUGGCCGUUGCUCAGGGUGGAUACCUUGCCGCCCCUGUUGCUCACGCUCCCCUCGCGUACGCCGCUGCCCCCGUUGUUUCAUCUUCCGCUAUCACUUCACGUACUGACGGCUACACCGCCGUCGCCGCGCCGGUCCUCGCCGCUGCCCCCGUAGCUCACGCCUACGCUGCUCCCGUUACUCACACCUACGCCGCUGCUCCCGUCGCCCACACCUACGCCGCCGCUCCUGUCGUCUCUUCUUCUGCUAUCACCUCCCGUACCGACAGCUACAACCCCAUUGUCGCCCGUUAUGCCGCUGCCUACGCCGCCCCUGUCGCUCACACCUAUGCCGCGGCUCCCUUUGCCGCUCGCAUCGCCGCUCCGAUCGCCUACAGUGCUGGGUACGGCAUCGGUGGAGUCCGCGUUUUCUGA